AUGAUGAUACGUUUUCUUUCCCAGCGACUGCAGCAACAGGAGCAGCAGCAACAGAAACAGAAACAGCAGCAGCAGCAGCAGCAGCAGCAGGAGAGAACCAUUCUGACCCGUUCUCUUCUCAACAGCAGCACCACCACCACCACCACCAGCAGCAGCAGCAGCAGCAGCAGGAGCAGCAGCAGCAGCAGGAAGAAGAAGAAGUGUUAA
Messenger RNA from Eimeria mitis, 207 nucleotides. RefSeq lists its product as uncharacterized. Lineage: Eukaryota; Apicomplexa; Conoidasida; Eucoccidiorida; Eimeriidae. The coding region runs from base 1 to 207 and encodes 68 amino acids. The transcript is spliced from 2 exons. The record is from RefSeq and is a predicted model, not a curated record.